Messenger RNA from Hippocampus zosterae (dwarf seahorse), 3138 nucleotides. Its product is annotated as germ cell-specific gene 1-like protein. Gene Ontology annotation, cellular component: plasma membrane. The record is from RefSeq and is a predicted model, not a curated record. The transcript has 9 exons. Lineage: Eukaryota; Metazoa; Chordata; Actinopteri; Syngnathiformes; Syngnathidae. Bases 661 to 1854 code for a protein of 397 amino acids.
AGGUCCGAGUUGACGUGUGAGUGGGCGCGCUCCAAGUGAAGCGUGGCAACAGAUGGACUUGGGAUGACUCGUGAUGAUGACUUGCGAGGAUUACGCCAAGAAAAGCGGCCGGCUUUGUGGCGCGACCUGCCACACCGCUUGGAACGGACGGCAGUGAUGGGAAAGAAAGAUCCUCGUGCUGGUUGAGGUGGUCCAGACCAAGACAAAGAAAAACAGUACAGGAAUCCGAUCCAGACGAGCCGUUGAGAUUAAGGCGGAUUAGAAUCUCAGGGGCGACUUUUUGACUUGACCAAGCAAGUACAGAGCAGCCGGUCCCAUUCAUCAGCAUCAAACCAUAAAGUGUUCCACCCUGUCGAAGGUGGCUUACACGGCAAAUCAACGCGAGGCAGAACAAAAUCAAUUGUAAUCUAUGGGCAACCAGGAUCACAAACCAACAGUUGAAGGUUGUGAAACAGCCAUGUAGCCUGAACCUUCCUCCAGCGAGUCGGUGACGUGCGGGAAUGUGACGUUCGCAUAUCCGGAUCUGCCAUCCACUCGUUCUCAAUUUCCCGAAUCUCCUUCUCUGGAUUUGCUGUCUCUGGCGUCUCUCGCUGCGCCCGCCAUGCCGCCGCAUCUCUGAGCCUCGGCCCCGGCCGGGAAUAGGGAGUGGCGCCGUCGGCCAUGUUGGAAAAGAUGUCCCGCCAGCAGCGGUCCCUGCUGUCGUUGGCGUUGACCUCGCUGGCCCUCAGCUUGUCCGUGUCGGCCUUCUGCACGUCAUACUGGUGCGAGGGGACCCACAAGGUGGUCAAGCCACUCUGCCUGUCGCCCGUCAAGAUGAAGAACUGCGGCCAGAACAACAGCCAGCCCUACACCACAGAGGCCCCGACGCCGGACACCAGGAACCCAGCGUCCAACGUGACACUGACGCCGCAACAGAGGGAGCAGCUGGCAAUCCUCAGGAGGAAGCAGCUGGCCAACGCCGUCCACUACAUCUGGGAGACGGGCGAGGACAAGUACAUGCUGCGCUACUUCCAUACUGGAUUCUGGCUGUCCUGCGAGAAGCACAACGAAGGUGAGGACCAGGAGGAAAAGUGUCGCAGCUUCAUCGAGCUGACGCCAGGGGAGACUCAAGGUGUCCUGUGGCUAUCGGUCAUCAGUGAAUUCAUGUACAUCGGCCUGCUGGCCAUGGGCUUCCUGCUCAUGUGGCUGGAGGCCAUCUGCUUGUGCGCCAAGAGGGAGAUGAACGCUCUCAAGAUCAACGCCUUCGCCGCCAUGUGCACCGUGUUGUCAGGCUUGAUGGGCAUGGUGGCGCAUAUGAUGUACACCACCGUCUUCCAGAUGACCGUCAGCAUCGGGCCGAAAGACUGGAGGCCGCAGACGUGGGACUACGGCUGGUCCUUUGCCCUGGCCUGGCUGUCGUUCAGCUGCUGCAUGGCGGCCGCCGUGGCCACGCUCAAUUCCUACACCAAAACCAUCAUCGAGAUGAAGCACCGCGCCCGGUUGCGCCUGGAGGAAGUCCGCGCCGCCGCCCGCGCCCCCUCCUAUGAGGAAGUAGUCCGGGCCGGAGGGGGAGUCUACUCCGUCAACCAGCUGAUCCAGCUGGGCCAGCAGGGAGCGCUCAUGGACCCCCUGUGGCCACGGGGGGCAGGCCCCGCUGUGGGACCGCUGGCCUGCAGGGCCGGCGGGGCGCUCGUGGGGAUGGGAGUGGCGGGGAUGGGGGCUGUGGGCGUGAUGAGGUCCGGGGGGUGCUCGGCCAACCCUCCCGGCAGCGUGCUGGUGAUGGAGGGAUGCGGCGUGGGCGUAUGCGAAGACUGCGAAAGGGAGCUGGACCAGAUGGACUAUCUGCACCAGGACGGGGACGGCUCGCUCUGCUAGCGCCGCUUUGCUGAUGCCUGCUGGUCCGGACAGGAACCGAAUGUGGGGCAAAGCGAGUCGCAAGAGACCCUUGACGUGAAUGUUCUUCAGGACUGUACGUCAGCGUUGUGGUGAAGGAAUUCAUUUGGAACUUGGGCUCAGUUAGGUGGGGAGGUGACGAAGUGUGGCUGCUUCGAAACAUGUGUUUUUUUCUGGUUUAUUUUUGUUUUUUGUUUUUUAAUCAACUGCCUCGUACCCAAGAUCACAGGACUUGUGUUGACAUUUAAAGUGUGUGUUGAGUAAACCAAGUUGAUUCCUCACUCCCACAGCAAUGGUCUCCUUGGUGUUUAUUUGGCAUCAUUUGAUGACGUUGUCGGCGGGAUCUGGAAGAUAAGACAGUCGGGAUUGCUGCUUGUCAACACUGCAAAACACGGCCGUAGGAGGUACGAUUUCUCUCUCCGGUGAGUGCCCGUUUGUCUUCCCGUUGUACUUGUUGUCAUUGACAUUUGCAUGUUUAACAAGGAUCGACUGAGCAGGGUCUCGUGCAAACUGUCACUGGGGAAGACUUCAUCGAUGAGCGUGUGGUACUUAAGUCCACUGACAAUGAGUACAAGGGGAACGGCGAGCAAGUUUAAUCGGCCGAUCUUGCGUGACCACGUUGGGAAGCGAUACGCAACGGCCAAAGAUGAGACGUGAGAAAGGACCAGCGGCGACAAGUAGCUGUUUGUCCCCUCCAAGAUUUGCCUGUUAGUUCAGGUUAACAUGUGCUGAGUCUGCUUAGUUUUGUGGCUUCCAAACGCACAGAGGGCGAAGGCUGUUCUUUUAUGUAAUGCAGGUGAUGUAACGGAGAACGCGUACUAGACGAUAGAAUAGAGUUACACUAAGUAAGUGGGUCGCAAACCCAAAAUGUUGAAUGAGCCAUAUAGGACAAAAAAGCCCAAAUAUGUCUGGAGCCGCCAAAAAAUCAAAGCCAAUAAAAGUUACAAUGAAGGAAACACAUGCUGUAUGUAUGUAGGAGACUGGACUGUCUCAGAAUUGUUUGUUAUUCAUUCCUUUGUUGUGUGUUCACAAACGCCCCCAUAGAAUUUAUUUUGUGAUUUCCUCGCUUGAUUUUUUGUUUUGGUGCAUAAUUUUCGCUUUUCUUAGUGUCAGUGAAGUGAUCAUUAAUUUCCGUUUUUCUGAGGCUGUCUUUGAACGCCUCUCGAGUCGAAUGAGAAGAGAGAAGGCACGGAGUCGGGCGCAGACGUGUCUGUGUUUGUCGAGACUGUUAAAAACAUAAAUAAAGUGUACGUUUUAAAAAAACAA